This is a messenger RNA of Vigna umbellata (rice bean), 2766 nucleotides long. The record is from RefSeq and is a predicted model, not a curated record. NCBI's taxonomy places the organism in Eukaryota, Viridiplantae, Streptophyta, Magnoliopsida, Fabales, Fabaceae.
AUGUUAAGAGCUGGAAUCAAGGAGGAAGAAAGAUUCACCAUAGCUAGGUUUCAAAGUGGACUUAACUAUGAGAUCCGUGAUAAGGUAGAGCUUUUACCUUACCUAGAUCUCAAUGAUUUCGUUCAGCUAUGUGUGAGAGUGGAAGAGAAAAAUAGACGAAAAGCUUCCACUAAGAGGACCUACCCUACAACCUCCACAUAUAGGAAAGAUCCUAAGAGUGAGGGUAGUCACUCGAGGUAUGAAGAACCUCGCGAGAAAGAGAAAUUGAGAGGAAAGGAGACAAGACUCACAAAGAGCUUUCACGAGACUUUAAGAGUAGGGAGACCUGGUGUUUUAAGUGCGGGGAAAGGAGACAAUAUUUUACUGAGUGUCGUAUCAAGAGGUCAACCUACAUGCUUGAGCAUGCUAGUGAGGAGUCUUCCUCAACUAAGUCUGAGUUAUCCACAAAACCUAUUCCACACAUGCUGUAAAGUUUUACACAAAACUCGUUCUAUGAUUAUGGAUAGUGGUUCUUGUUGUAACUGUUGUAGCUCUAGAAUGGUUGAAAAGCUAGGCUUAACUACUACUCCUCAUCCAAAACCUUACAAACUUCAAUGGAUCAAAGAGGAUGAUGGGAUAGUAGUCAAGGAACAAGUAAGUGUUCCUAUAUCCAUUGGAAAAUAUGAAGAUCAAAUCAUUUGCAAUAUUGUUCCAAUGGAAGCUGAUCAUAUCUUACUUGGGCGACCUUGGCAAUUUGAUAAACAAGCUUUGCAUGAUGGGCUUUUAAGAGAAUUUGAUGAUCUCUUUCCUACAGAGGUCCCAAGUGGCUUACCACCUCUCAAGGGAAUAGAACAUCAAAUUGAUUUAAUUCCUGGGGCUAGCCUUCCCAAUAGGCCAGCCUAUAGGACUAACCCUAUUGAAGCAAAAGAGAUAGAGAACCAAGUCAGUGAUUUAUUGAACAAGGGGUGGAUCCAGAAAAUCCUAAGUCCUAGUGCGGUGUCGGUGUUGUUGGUUCCAAAGAAAGAUGGUUCAUGGAGGAUGUUUGGGAAAGACGUUGCCCAUGUUGAUCCUGAAAAGAUCAAGGCUAUCCAAGAGUGGCCUGUUUUGAAAACAGUGGGAGAAGUAAGAAGUUUUCUCGAUCUAGCUGGAUUCUAUAGACGUUUUGUAGAAAAUUUCUCCAGUAUUGCUGCUCCCCUUAAUGAGCUUAUAAAGAAAAAUGUGCCAUUCAAUUGGGGUGAUAGACAAGUCUUGGCCUUUGAGACCUUAAAGCAUAAGUUAACACAUGCACCCAUUCUACACUUACCUGAUUUUUCCAAAGCUUUUCAGGUAUGUAAUGCAUAUGGGGUAGGGAUAGGAGCAAUCUUAAUUCAAGAAGGUCAUCCAAUCGCUUACUUUAGUGAAAAACUACGGGGACCAACUUUAAACUAUCCUACCUAUGACAAGGAGUUGUAUGCCCUCAUACGAGCAUUGAAGACUUGGGAGCAUUACUUGGUGUCGCGAGAGUUUAUUAUCAACACUAACCACGAAUCUCUCAAGUAUCGUAAAGGGCAAGGAAAAUUGAACAAGAGACACACAAAGUGGGUAGAAUUCCUCGAGCAGUUUCCCUAUGUCAUCAAACAUAAAAAGGGGAGUACUAAUGUUGUUGCGGAUGCUUUAUCUAGACGCCAUGAAGGGUAUCUUUAUAACAAGGGAAAACUUUAUAUACCCCAAGGAUCCAUUAGAAAGCUUCUUAUAAAAGAAAGUCAUGAAGGAGGACUCAUGGGCCAUCAUGCAGUUGACAAAACUCUAAAUAUUUUGAAAAGUAAAUUUUAUUGGCCACACAUGAUAGUAGACGUCCAAAAGCAUUACUCUAGUUGUAUAGCUUGUUUACAAGCUAAAUCCAAAGUCAUCCCUCAUGGACUUUACCUUCCUCUUCCAAUAGCUAGUGCCCCUUGGGAGGAUAUUAGUAUGGACUUUUUCCUUGGCUUACCAAGAACUCAAAAGGGGUUUGAUUCUAUCUUUGUGGUGGUUGAUCGAUUUAGUAAAAUGGCUCACUUUAUACCUUGCCACAAAGUAUAUGACGCUAGCUAUAUAGCAAGCCUCUUCUUUAAAGAAGUAGUCAAAUUACAUGGCUUACCCAAAACUAUAGUAUCUGAUAGAGAUGUUAAGUUCCUUAGCUACUUUUGGAAAACAUUAUGGGCCAAGCUAGGAACUAAACUACUAUUUUCUACUACGUGUCACCCUCAAACUGAUGGGCAAACCAAAGUAGUAAAUAGAUCUCUUUCCACUCUAUUACGGGUAAUGUUAAAAGGUAAUCAUAAAAAUUGGAAUGAUCAUCUACCUCAUAUAGAGUUUACUUAUAAUAGAGUAGUCCACAAGACUACUAAUCUUUUUCCUUUUGAGGUUGCCUAUGGUUUUAACUCUUUCACACCUCUUGAUCUACUACCUCUUCCCCUAGUUUGGCUUCAUUUGAGAAAUGAUAGAUUUCCAUCUCGACGCAAGUCCAAACUUAGUCCAAGAGGUGAGGGUCCUUUCAAGGUGGUCAAGAAAAUAAAUGACAAUGCAUACAUGUUAGAUCUUCUUGAAAGUUAUGGUGUCAGUCCUACUUUUAACAUCUACGACUUAAUUCCUUUCACAGGAGAUGCCCAACAGGUACCAGCAGAUCUGAGGACAGAUCCUAUUCAAGAGAAAGGGACUAAUGUAGGACCAUCCAAGAUGCACAUAGGACCUCUAACAAGAGCCAUGGCCAAGAGGAUUCAAGAAGAAGAAGGAUCACUUACUACAUUACUUUUAUGGAAUAUCAAAUAG